GCUCCUUCUCGCGGGAAAUCACGCCGACAGCCCCUCCGCCGCGACGCCCGAAUCGCCUCGAUCCGGCCGCGCCCGAUCGGGAUCCACGCGCUGCCAGGUGCUUCGUAGGUAGUAGCCAUCGCGUGAAGAAUCUGGGAAUUUGAUAUAACCUGUACUGGAAGCUCAUUUGUCAGUCGGGUAUCGUCGAUAUUUGUCGUUGCAACGAGUGCCUUGUGCAUCUGUGGAUGCCCACUGAUCACGGGAAGGUGAUGUUGGUUGAGAUUGAGAGCUUGUGACAUCACAUAGGUUGUAACUAUAACUAUCUGCCACCAUGAGGGUCAAUCUUGAGCUCCUCAUGCCCUUGAUGGCGCAAUACAAGGCGCCAGCAUGGGCCACCAUUGUUGCUGGGUUCUUUGUUCUGCUCGCCCUUUCCCUCUCCAUGUACCUCAUAUUUGACCACCUAUCGGCCUACAACAACCCUGAGGAACAGAAAUUUGUUCUCGGUGUUAUCUUGAUGGUCCCUUUCUACGCAAUUGAGUCGUAUAUUUCUUUGAUAGAUCCAAAUACCAAUGUUUACUGUGGCAUCAUGCGCGAUGGUUAUGAAGCAUUCGCCAUGUACUGCUUUGGAAGAUAUAUUACUGCAUGUUUAGGUGGGGAAGAAAAAACGAUAGCCUUUUUGAAGAGAGAAGGCGGCACAGAUUCUGGGCAACCCCUUUUGGAUCAUGCUUCCGAGAAAGGAAUCAUACACCAUCAUUUUCCUGUCAAUUUUAUAUUGAAACCUUGGCGAAUGGGGACGCGGUUUUACCAGAUUAUCAAAUUUGGAAUCUUCCAAUAUGUAAUUAUAAAGACGCUCACAGCUAGCUUAUCGCUUUUUCUAGAAGCUUUUGGUGUAUAUUGUGAAGGAGAAUUCAAUUUGCGAUGUGGAUACCCUUACUUUGCUGCGGUCCUGAAUUUCAGUCAGUUUUGGGCCCUGUAUUGUUUAGUAGAAUGGUACACAGCCACCAAGGAGGAAUUGGCACAUAUAAAACCUCUGGCUAAGUUCCUUUCUUUCAAGUCAAUAGUAUUCCUGACUUGGUGGCAAGGAGUGGUGAUUGCAAUAAUGUUUUCUUUGGGCUUGCUUAGAAGUCCUAUAGCCCAGAGCUUGGAGUUAAAAUCGAGUAUUCAAGAUUUCAUUAUUUGCAUAGAGAUGGGCAUAGCGUCAGUUGUUCACCUCUAUGUGUUCCCUGCUAAGCCCUAUGAGCUCUUAGUUAACCAGACACCUGGAAACAUUUCAGUCCUCGGAGAUUACGCAUCAGCUGACCCUAUAGAUCCUUACGAAAUCAAGGAAAGCAACCGGCCCAGCAAAAUGAAGCUUCCACAGUUUGAACCGGAUGAGAGAAGUGCAACAAACAUCAAGGAGAGUGUCAAAGACUUUGUGAUCGGCAGCGGGGAAUAUGUGAUCAAGGAUUUUAAGUUCACUGUUAACCAAGCAGUGCGGCCGGUGGAGAAGCGGUUCGAUAAACUGAUGAAGAAGAAAGACAAGUAUAAGAAAAGCCAGGAUGACAACUGGGUGAGUGCCGCAUCACCAGAGAGACCGGUUCGUGGUAUCGAUGAUCCGCUACUAGGCGGGAGCUCAAGUGACAGUGGGGUCCUGAAGGGUAAAAAACACCGUAGAAUGGCCAGCUCAGCUGCUUCUGCGGACAGUUGGGGAGGUGGCGACAAGACACCUGAUGGCUACGAGAUAAGGGGCCGCCGCUGGGCAGUGAAGAACUAACGGUUUAACCAGUAUGCAGGAUUGGUACAUUCUCAAACCAUACACGUGAAAAAGAAAGUGGCAUUUUGUUACAGCAAUCGCUGGUAACCUUCUGCAACACUGGCCAGUUUUGUUGCCUAUGCAAGUUCAUGUUGUGCUGUGUUGUAGUUAGCUGUACCUCCUGAAUCCUGAUGAAUCCUUAUACUGUAGUUUCUGUGCAUAGCCUAUUAUUUCCUCUUUAAAAAAGGAUUGGUACAGAAAUCGAUUAUUACAAAUUCAAUUGGUGUUACUCAGAAUUGAGAUGGAACUUUAUUUCUGUACAAAUGGAAGGCCCCUCAA
This is a messenger RNA of Lolium rigidum, 2050 nucleotides long. Its product is annotated as protein LAZ1-like. The record is from RefSeq and is a predicted model, not a curated record. Bases 311 to 1732 code for a protein of 473 amino acids. The transcript has 9 exons. Gene Ontology annotation, molecular function: transporter activity. Lineage: Eukaryota; Viridiplantae; Streptophyta; Magnoliopsida; Poales; Poaceae. Gene Ontology annotation, biological process: transport.